Maniola jurtina (meadow brown) is the source of this 1778-nucleotide messenger RNA. RefSeq names its product mitochondrial 2-oxoglutarate/malate carrier protein-like. The record is from RefSeq and is a predicted model, not a curated record. The transcript is spliced from 6 exons. Gene Ontology annotation, molecular function: malate transmembrane transporter activity; antiporter activity; thiosulfate transmembrane transporter activity. Gene Ontology annotation, biological process: phosphate ion transmembrane transport; thiosulfate transport; malate transmembrane transport. The coding region runs from base 192 to 1067 and encodes 291 amino acids. NCBI's taxonomy places the organism in Eukaryota, Metazoa, Arthropoda, Insecta, Lepidoptera, Nymphalidae.
UCAAAUUCACGACCAAAUGAAGAUAAGAUUGGACAUGACAAAAACAUCAAAAAAAUAAUAUUUAAAAAACCAUAAAAUGACUGUAAAUGUUUGUUAAUAUUUUUACACCAUACCUAGCCAAGAUUUUCCAACUUUCCACAACGUAUAGAAAAUAAUCUCUGAUACUUACCAAAUAGUUUUUCUCAAUAAAUAUGGGAGACAAAAAACCAGCCCGACAGCCUAUACCAGGAUGGCUGAAUUUUGUAUUCGGGGGAUUGAGUGGCAUGAUGGGCAUAACCGUGGUCCAACCAGCGGACUUGGUAAAGACGCGGAUGCAACUGAUGGGCCCGAAAGGAGACAAAUCCGUGAUGACCACUGUGUCAGGCAUCCUCAAGAACGAAGGCGUCUCCGGCUUCUACAAGGGCCUCUCCGCAGCUCUCUUCCGGCAAGCUACGUACACCACUGCUCGGCUGGGUUGCUUUAACAGCUUGAAUGAUUACUACGCGAGUGCGUACGGUAUACCGAGUUUCCCCAUGAAGCUGGUAAUUGGGAUGGUGGCGGGAGGGCUCGGCGCGUUCGUCGGCAACCCGGCCGAGGUCGCCCUCAUCCGGAUGACGGCCGAUGGAAGAUUACCGCCCGAGAAGCGACGGAAUUAUAAGAACGUCUUCAAUGCUCUGUCGAGGAUCACGUCGGAAGAAGGCGCAUCAACGUUGUUCCGCGGAGCGAGCGCAACAGUUUUCAGAGCCAUGAUAGUGAAUGGGGCACAGCUGGGCAGUUACGCACAGGCUCGACAACAGCUGGUGCCAGUUUUAGGCGAAGGGAUCUUCCUGCAUUUGAUCGCAUCCUUGAUAUCUGGCUUGACUACCACGUUUGCGUCACUGCCCGUCGACAUUAUUAAGACUAGAGUUCAAAAUUCAGAAAAAGGCAUCGGUCAGUUCCAAGUGCUAAGCACUAUAAUCAAGGAGGAGGGUGUGUUCGCACUGUGGAGAGGCUUCAUCCCGACUUACGCUAAGCUCGGCCCCCUGACUGUGCUCAUAUUCAUAUUUUUGGAACAAUGGAACGCUUUGUACUAUAGGCUCACGGAAUAGGCAAAAACAUAUCCAAUAUACUUUAGUGGAACGAAGGGAGUGCAAGGUUUCUAUCGCUGUGACGGUUGAUCAGUCGGCCCUUAUUUCUUACAUCGCGGUAAUUUCCCCCCACCAUGCCAUUUUUUCUUUAAGAUGUUGCAACUUGCAACUCACUACACUUUCUAUUUUUUAAGCAAAAUGAGAUUAGACGGGAUUCUGUAGCGUGGUUUUCUAGUUUGUUUGUAAACACGAAAUUUGAAAGCUAUAAGGUAUAAAGAAUAUGACGAUGUAUACCUACUACUUAGUAGAAUAGCUACAAGUUACCUGAAAUUGUGUUUUUUUUUUUGCGUACAUAAUAAAAUAUUUCCGCAAGGAAUAUAAAAAGACACACUCGCAAUUAAAUAAACGCGCGAUACAAAACACAAAUAUAAAAUUGUUUAGAACUGUUAGGUAUAGUAACGUGCGGAAUUUAUCCGAAAUGUGAGCGUGUCUUGAUUGAAUAAUAUAAACAAGGCGAAAAUAUUAAGAAUGCAUGCAUACCUAAUUAAAUAUUUAUUGUAUGUACUUAAAUGCCUUGUCUAAAUAAUCAAGAUUGUCUCCGUUGACUAAGUAUAAGUAGGUACCUAUGCCUAUCAGUUUCAAAAGCUAUAAUUACUGUUAUUUCUAUUUAUUUUUUGUACAUAUAUGCUGAAAAUUGAUUUGACGACUGAUUACGAAUAAAUAUUUAUUGAU